Rhopalosiphum padi (bird cherry-oat aphid) is the source of this 1403-nucleotide messenger RNA. RefSeq lists its product as uncharacterized. Lineage: Eukaryota; Metazoa; Arthropoda; Insecta; Hemiptera; Aphididae. The record is from RefSeq and is a predicted model, not a curated record. Gene Ontology annotation, molecular function: adenosine kinase activity. The transcript is spliced from 8 exons. Gene Ontology annotation, biological process: purine ribonucleoside salvage. Gene Ontology annotation, cellular component: nucleus; cytosol. Bases 220 to 1260 code for a protein of 346 amino acids.
AUGUUAUCUGUUUUAGAUAACGAAUUUAAUCGUUCAAGCGUUCAACUUAAAUUGAUCAUUUGAUCGUCGUUGAGUGUUUCUAUUGGAGUAUUGGACGUAAAACAUUUCAAUAAUUUAUUAGUUUGUAAUUUAUUAUAAUAAAAUACUCUUUAAACUUUAUUCUUUGGAGUAUUUCAAUUUAUAGAAGUUUUGUUCUUUUGGUGAAGUAAUAGUCAAAAAAUGGGUGAUUCUAGUAUUUUAAAACCUGGAACCAUUGUUGGAUUCUGUAACCCAUUAUUGGACAUGACUGUUGUUGGCGAUCAAAAUUUAUUGGAUAAAUAUGAUUUAAAAAAUAAUAAUGCUAUCUUGGCCGAGGAAAAACAUAUGCCUCUUUAUGAAGAAUUAAUACAAAAUAAAAGUGUAGAAUACACUGCUGGAGGCUCAGCUCAAAAUUCUUUAAGAGUGGCACAGUGGAUUUUAGAAAAACCUAAUGUGGCUGUGUUUUUUGGUGCUGUUGGUCAAGAUAAAUACAGUGAGAUUUUGAAACUCAAAGCUAACAAUGAAGGAGUUGAUGUUAAAUACCAAUACUCUUCAAAAAAGCCUACUGGCACCUGUGCAGUUAUUGUCACCAAUAAUGGCAAAGAUAGAUCUUUAUGUGCUAAUUUAUCAGCUGCAGAGACUUUUACUGAAGACCAUUUAGAUGUUCCUGAAAAUAAGGCUAUAAUUGAAAAUGCAAAAUUUUACUUAGUUACAGGUUUUUUCUUACAAGUAAAUGUAAAAGCUGUUCAAAAACUUGCUAAGAUUGCUUUUGAAAAAAAGCGUCCAUUUUUAUUUAAUAUGAGUGCACCGUUUAUUUAUCAAUUUUAUAUGGAUUCAGUUAUGUCUAUUUUUCGUUAUGUUAGCAUUGUAGUUGGAAAUGAUGAAGAGGCCAAAGCCUUUUCUGAGGGACAAAAAUGGAAUUUAGAUAAUAUUGAAGAAAUUGCACGUAAAUUAAGUACUUUUGAUAUUGAGAAUGAUAGACAUCGCCUAGUUAUUAUAACUCAGGGCGAAAAACCAGUUCUUGUUGCUAACGAUGGGAUCAUCACACAUUAUCCAGUGCCUAAAAUUCCAACAAGUGAUAUUAUUGAUUCUAAUGGUGCUGGUGAUGCAUUUAUUGGUGGUUUUAUCAGCAAAUAUAUUUUGGAAUGUCCAAUUAAAACCUGUAUAGAAGCUGGAAUUAAUGCAGGAUCAUAUAUCAUACAACAACCAGGAAUGUCAAAAGGAGAUUCAUUUAAAAUAUAAAAACUGUAUAAUAAGACUACUUGCUACAAUAAAAUCAGUUGUCAUGCGAGAUUAUUUUUUAUUGAUGUUGACCUCUUAUUAUAACUGUUUUUAUUCAACAAUUAUUUUAUUAUGAUUAUAAUAAAUGAUUCACAAUAAAUGCA